AUGCCUUCGUGGACUGACGGCCACGCGUACCCGAGUCACCCAGCUUCCAAGGUUAGCAGCCUGGAAACUGAUGUAACUAAAGCUCCUAUCACUAGAAGUGUGAAUAAGGGCGGUGGAGGGCAGCGGGCUGGCCCUCUUCGGAGCCGUCCGGAGGUAGAGCCCGAUGGGGUCAGCUGUGGGGCGAGCGGCACAGCCCCCCGAGAUGGCACCGUAAGCCCAAUUUCGAAUACCUCAAGAAGACUGAGAAGAAGUAUCAGCUUGGAUGGAAUCAGAAGCCGUCCCGCUGAACUUCCAAGGCGAGAUGGGAGAACGCGCUGGACGAAGGAGGAGAAUAUCCUCAUAAUGCGUGUUCAUUUCAUAGCAAAAGAGCUUCAAGGAACAACAAAUAGAACGUACCGGGAAAUACUAACCACCACUUGGAAUGAAAUAAAUCCAAGUAAGCUAUCAUACCCGAAUUUGCUAUCGAACAGAGUAAGAUGGAUUCUUCAAGAGGAGAAGUUCUCGAGUGUCGAGCUCGAAGAAAUUAAGAGAAGUACAAGACCUUUUGCUCCACCACCCAAAAAUGAGACCAGAAACUCAGAGGAAUUACCACCAGAGCCUCAAAUUCCAAUAAGACCUCAAGUGGGAAAGACAGAGCGAGUGUUCCAUAAAAAUAAGCUGAUGUACACAAAGGUCCCACCCGAACUUAGACCAAAAAUUCCGAGACUGCAAGGAUCACGUAGAAUCAUUGAGAGCGUAGAGAAAGUAAAUGCGAUCAUAAAAUCUGAAAUAAAGUACAACUCAACCCUCGAAGAUGUCCUAGACUAUGUGUACGCCGGUGCGAUAACUGUAUGCGAGGAGAACGACAUCAGGAUAAAUCACACACAGCCAAAGCCAGCAGAAAAUAGAACACCACCGUGGAAGAUCCGACUGGAAGGAAAAAUAACGAACAUUAGAAAAAAGAUAGGAAAAAUACAUACUUACCUCAAUACCAGUUCGCCAACCAGGAAAAUGGCCAAAAAGAUCGCAAAAAUUGCAUCGGAGCACCACAUCAGGAACACCAAUGAACAGUUCAAGGAGCAACUCACUGUAGUAAAUGACAUCCUAAAACAAAAAGCCAAAGCGUUAGGAAACCGAAUAAAAAGAUACAAUGAGAGAGUCACCCGCUAUAAAAACAAUCAGUUGUACUAUAAAAAUCAGAAACAAUUCUACAGGCAACUUGAAGGAAUAAAGAAAACCGAGGAAGAAUUUCCGACACCCGAAAGCAUGCACAAAACGUGGGAAAAAAUCUGGAGCAGCAGCGGAGAACAUAAUGAUGAAGCUUCCUGGAUACGGGAAGCAGAGGCAGAAUCAGACAAAUACAACAUGGAACAGAUAAACAUCACAGAAAACGAUAUAAAAACCGCACUAAAGAAAACCAACAACUGGUCUGCACCGGGACCUGAUGCGGUUCACAAUUACUGGUGGAAGUAUUUCGACUCUACCCACAAAAGACUAGCUGAAAUAUUCCAGAGAGCACUAACAGACCCAACAUGUAUACCAGAAACCUGCACACUCGGAAUCAGCCAUAUGAUCCCCAAGGGAGCUAAGAACGGAGACCCCACCAACUACAGACCAAUCACAUGCCUGCCGGUAAUCUAUAAAAUACUGACAGGAAUAGUGACACAAAAGAUCUGGGACCAUGUGGCUAAGAACAGCAUAUUGGCCCGGGAACAAAACGGAUGCCGGAGGGAUGUGAAAGGAUGCAAAGAGUUGCUGAUCAUUGACUCCCUAAUAACAAAACAGGCAAAGAAAAAAUUGCGGAGCCUUUCCAUGGCAUGGAUUGACUACAAGAAAGCCUUCGACUCAAUACCACACUCUUGGCUACUAAAGACAUUGGAGCUAUAUGGAGUGUCGGAGGCUGUGGUCAAUCUGCUGAAACACCUCAUGGGAACAUGGAGGACAAAAUUACACGUUAACACCAACGAGGGCGACUACACGACAGCCGAAAUCAAAAUCAAAAGAGGACUCUUCCAGGGCGACAAAUUGAGCACUCUAUGGUUCUGUCUAGCGAUAAACCACCUCAGCAUAUUAUUAAAUAGGUCAAGAUAUGGAUAUAUAGUAGAAAAGAGGAAUAACAUCAAGAUCAACCACCAACUGUAUAUCGACGACCUGAAACUGUACGCAGCAAAUGAAGAUCAACUGCUGAGACAGCUCAAGAUUGUCGCAUCCUUCACUGAAACCAUAAAAAUGGAAAUGGGCCUGGACAAAUGUGCGGUGCUGCACAUGAAAAGGGGGAAACUGAUAAGUGGAGAAGCGAUGACACUAUGCGAAGAGGAUAACAACAUCACGGCAUUAAAUCUGGCCUCAAGAAAUCUCCCAGCGGAACCCCCUAACAUCAGCGAGUUGUCCGAGAUCUGGCAUGGAAAAGCACUCCACGGAAGAUACCCCAAUGCCCUAAAAAGAAACAGAAUUGACAAAGAAAGAUCUGUGAAGUACCUCAAAGCAGGUUACCUGUUCCCGGAGACAGAAGGCAGGUUGGCGGCCAUCCAAGAUCAAGUGGUUCCCACAAGAGCAUAUCAGAAAAAUAUUUUGAACAAAAACUUACCAUCAGACAAAUGUCGGAAGUGUUCACAGGCGGCGGAGACGAUACAGCACGUCACGUCGUCCUGCCCAAUCCUUGCUCCUAGGGAAUAUACGGACCGCCACAAUGCCAUGGCAAAGGCAUACCACCAGGCCAUUGCCUUAAAAAAGGGUUAA
This is a messenger RNA of Coccinella septempunctata (seven-spotted ladybird), 2718 nucleotides long. RefSeq lists its product as uncharacterized. The transcript has 2 exons. Lineage: Eukaryota; Metazoa; Arthropoda; Insecta; Coleoptera; Coccinellidae. Bases 1 to 2718 code for a protein of 905 amino acids. The record is from RefSeq and is a predicted model, not a curated record.